GAACUCAGAAGGUGAAUUGGCAUCCGGCUUUCCAUUGUCGCCUAAUCCUCCAGGUUGCUGCAAAUUCUGCAAAACCUGAGGCGGCAGUGCCCCCAACCCACCACCCAAUCCGCCUGUUGCCGAACCGAAAAUCUGGCAAACAAUCCUAGCCGUUAUUCCAGAAUCUGCAACUGGUUCUGGCAGGCAUCCUCCUGCAUUUUCAUCAUGGACUUUUCUUUCUCAAUCUGCAAAUUCAACAUUCUCUCCCUCCAUUCCGUUUCCUCUUCCUCCCUCUUCUCCUUCCCCAUUUUUUUAUUCUCCUCCUCCUCUCUUCAUUCAGUUUUAUCUCAACACUCACUCUUCUCUUGGAUUCCCUCCUUGCCACUUUAAUUCCCUCUCCUCCAACCCUGUUUUUUAAUUUACAGGUGGCCUUAUGAAUUUAAGUUUCUGUCUGGGCCAGUUCAUAAUUUUCAGAUCACAGUUGAAAUCGCUGAUAAAUUAAAGCUGAGCAAGACUCCAACCUAGAAUCCCCAAAGUACCCUCGUUGCCAACCGAAAUGACGAUUGCAAAUCAUUCAAACCCCAAAUCCAGUUGUGGCAUUGUGGUCAUUCCAUGAAGACUCUACGUCACGCUGAUUUUCCUAACUCAAAUCUUUAAGAUUCUGUCAACGCAACAGUUAUUUCUCAGUAGCCGUCCUCCUCGUUUCAGCAUUUCCUCAGAUAAUCACCCUUCGGAUUCUGAUUGGAUUUGACAUACGAGGAGCUUGAGAAAGUUAGGCAUGGCGCCUCCGAUUCUCUCGCUGGCUUUGCCUUCUGAGACUGGUCGAGUUUUGAGCAUUCAGUCGCAUACCGUUCAGGGAUACGUUGGAAAUAAAUCAGCUGUAUUCCCUCUCCAACUAUUAGGCUACGAUGUGGAUCCUAUCAAUUCUGUACAAUUUUCUAACCACACAGGAUACCCAACCUUCAAAGGCCAAGUUUUAAAUGGACAACAACUAUGGGAAUUAUUAGAAGGCCUUGAAGCGAAUGAUUUAUUAUACUACACCCAUUUAUUAACAGGUUAUAUUGGUUCAGUAUCCUUUCUAAACACUGUAUUGAAAGUUGUUGAGAAGCUUCGUUCUGUAAAUCCAAAUCUUAUAUAUGUUUGUGAUCCAGUGAUGGGUGAUGAAGGAAAGCUUUAUGUACCUGCUGAGCUGGUAUUGGUAUAUCGUGAGAAGGUUGUUCCAGCAGCUUCAAUGUUGACUCCUAACCAGUUUGAAGCAGAGCAGUUGACUGGGUUGAGAAUUGUUUCCGAAACAGAUGGCAGGGAAGCCUGCAAGAUUCUUCAUGCUGCUGGGCCUCCAAAGGUUGUGAUUACAAGCAUUAAUGUAGAUGGCAAUCUUCUUCUCAUUGGCAGCCAUCAGAAGGAAAAGGGCCAGUCUCCUGAGCAAUUCAAGAUUUUGAUACCCAAAAUUCCUGCUUAUUUCACAGGGACUGGAGACCUAAUGACUGCACUCCUGCUUGGAUGGAGUAAUAAAUAUCCUGACAACCUCGACAAGGCAGCAGAGCUUGCAGUAUCAAGCUUGCAGGAUCUGAAGUGGCUUCCAGUUUAGAAGUCAGUGUGCAUGUAGGGAAAAUUCAUGGAUUUUGGGGUAUCAAAAUAAAAAUAUUUUUUGCAUAUUACUUCUGAAUAUCUAUUGUGAAGUUUAAAUCAAUCCUGGAGUGUGGCUGUGUUUUGGGAUAUGUAAGCUACACUUUCCUGUUAACUCUACACCCGGGGUGGCCAUUGGGGAAGUUCAGAAAAGGCGAGACUGAUUGAAACAAUGGUACUGGUAAAAGAAAUCAGCUUCAAGCAGAUAAACUUGGUGACGACAAGAUGUCUAAUUGUUGAAAAUUUACAGGCCAAUCUAUUGUCUAUGAUUGCAUCUGCAUAUUUGGCUAUUUUUAUUCUGAUUG
Messenger RNA from Mangifera indica (mango), 1910 nucleotides. Its product is annotated as pyridoxal kinase. The record is from RefSeq and is a predicted model, not a curated record. Gene Ontology annotation, biological process: pyridoxal 5'-phosphate salvage. Lineage: Eukaryota; Viridiplantae; Streptophyta; Magnoliopsida; Sapindales; Anacardiaceae. Gene Ontology annotation, molecular function: pyridoxal kinase activity. The transcript has 13 exons. Gene Ontology annotation, cellular component: cytosol. The coding region runs from base 758 to 1567 and encodes 269 amino acids.